AUGGAGGGGGUCAUGGAAAAAAGUUGCCACGAUUUGCUUUUGUUUGACUCUCCCGAGGUCAAAGUGCCAAUGGUCCCCGCCUCCGGAGAUUUCACCAACGAAAAAGACAUUGAGCUCCACCAAACGAUUUGUUCCAACACAAGUGAAAGGGAUCUUUUCUUCUACUCUAAUUUAAUUACCCAGCAACUGAUUGCUCAGAAAAGCGAGCCAAUCAAUCGGAAGAGAGAAGAGCCCGAGUCAAAAGAGGAAGAGUCGCCCUGCCUCAGAAGAGUCGGAAACAUUGGUCACGACUUUUGCUCUGAUUUUUACCUCUCAAGUAUCCCUUCAUUCCUCCAAAUGGAUUCUUCUUGUGAUUCAGAAAGUGACAUGUGA
Molecule: messenger RNA, 372 nt
Organism: Entamoeba invadens IP1
Lineage: Eukaryota; Evosea; Mastigamoebida; Endamoebidae
Exons: 1
Coding region: 1-372 (123 amino acids)
Source: RefSeq, a predicted model, not a curated record